Schizophyllum commune H4-8 is the source of this 285-nucleotide messenger RNA. RefSeq lists its product as uncharacterized. NCBI's taxonomy places the organism in Eukaryota, Fungi, Basidiomycota, Agaricomycetes, Agaricales, Schizophyllaceae. The record is from RefSeq and is a predicted model, not a curated record. The coding region runs from base 1 to 285 and encodes 94 amino acids. The transcript has 2 exons.
AUGCUGGAGAAGAGAAAAGGCGCCUUCGCGUUGGACGGUAAACUGGGGAAUCACCCGGCAAUGGCGAAGAUACGAACGCAGGAGGGUACCCAACCAAUCGCACUUCCCUUGCGCAGCUCCUCUCCAGCAAAGAAGGCGGUAAUGGACGAACAAAUCGACAAAUGGUUCGAGCAGGACGUGAUUGAAGCCUCGCGUAGCCCGUGGAGUGCGCCGGUGGUCAUCGCGUACAGAAAUGGCAAGCCGCGGUUCUGCUCGUGUAUUCCAAGUCAUUCGAGGAGCACAUAG